This is a messenger RNA of Aspergillus sclerotioniger CBS 115572, 2670 nucleotides long. RefSeq lists its product as uncharacterized. NCBI's taxonomy places the organism in Eukaryota, Fungi, Ascomycota, Eurotiomycetes, Eurotiales, Aspergillaceae. The record is from RefSeq and is a predicted model, not a curated record. Gene Ontology annotation, cellular component: cytoplasm. Bases 50 to 2356 code for a protein of 768 amino acids. Gene Ontology annotation, molecular function: aldehyde-lyase activity. The transcript is spliced from 6 exons.
CCCAAUUCCUUCUUUCCCCUCCUACCACCCAGCAAGAAAACAAACAACCAUGUCCAUCACUACUCCCAUUCGUACCAGCUUCCAGGCCUCCUCGGUCGCAUUCGGCUUCUGGCUCACGCUUCCCAGCUCCGCCGUCGCCAAAACAAUCCUCCACGGGGCAUCCGGAUCAUCGACGAAGUUUAGCUGGGUGUUGGUUGAUGCUGAACAUGGAUUGAUUUCGGAUUAUCAUUAUUAUGACUUAAACAACGCCAUCGGCUCCGAAAACGCCAGCCCGAUUAUCCGUGUCCCUUAUGCAGAGGAAUGGAUGAUUAAGCGGGCGUUGGAUGCGGGCGCGCAUGGGAUUAUGACGCCGAUGUGUCAUACUGAGGCCGACGCCGCCAACAUCGUCAAAUACACCAAAUACCCACCCGUCGGGACCCGCGGGUACGGACCCAUGUUCGCGCCUCACUCGAUGCGAGACGUCAACCCGGGCCCCGACUACGACGAUAAGAUCAACGAUGGCGUGACGGUAUGUGUUCAGAUCGAAUCGCGGUCUGGUGUGGAAAAUGUGGAGAAGAUCGCUGCUGUGGAUGGGAUUGAUGUGUUGUUCAUUGGACCUUUUGAUCUUGCCAAGCAGAUGGGUGUGACUCGUGGAGGGGAGGAGCAUGAGGCUGCUAUUGCUCGGAUCUUGGCUGCUGCGAAGAAGGCGGGGAAGGUGGCUGCUAUUUUUUUCUUCCACAUGACAUCCAUCAGGACGUUUCUGCAAAGCAGCAAGGCCGAAUGCGAGGAGGCGACCGAAGUCUGCCAUGGGCGAUUCCAACCACGCCAUGAUUCGGAAUCAAUCGAUCCGGCUCUGCUCAGAGUCCGCCAGUCCAGCUUUGCAGAACCUUUGGAUCCUCAACUACUACUUUCUACGACCUACAACCUACCGUCUGACGAGGAACCUGGAAACCCGCCGAUAUCAGAUUGGCUCCUGAAUGAUCUGGACUUCCAGGACUCGCCAAUUGCCACAUUCAAUUUCCAGGAACAGCAUAAAAUACUGAACGACCUUGGCAACUACCCCGCUGACCCUGUGACUCUGCCUCGCCAGCUUCCACGACGUAGAAGUCGUUACCUGACACGAAAUCAAAGACGUGCUAGUCCGAUUGUUAUCCCCAAUGCAACCCUUGAUCCUAUGGAACGAUGGCGCAAUUCUCCACCAGAAGAGGAAUCUGCUUUGAUUCCAGACAUCAUAGAUGCGUUGAAAGCUGCACCAACCCAGCAUGGAUCACGCAGCAAUGCAUUUCGUCAAUAUAGACGAGCGGCCUCGACGACCAGCGGUGAAUCCAGUGCAUCCUCUAGAGACUCCCAGCAAUCCGCACGCUCUAGCUCGUCUGCUCAGGACCAAUUGGCCGUCCAAGGGCGUCGACACCGGAUACGAGCAAAAAGGAACCCACAACGGCGCCACCGAGUCAAGGAGGAGCGGAGAUACUGCUGUACCUUUUGCUGCGAUCGAUUCAAAAGCAAGUACGACUGGGCAAGACAUGAAAAGUCUCUUCAUGUGACAUUAGAAGCGUGGUACUGUGCUCCGUUUGGAGCAACGAUACAAUCCUCUACGGCGCAAGAAGUACUCUGUGCGUUCUGUGGUGCUACCGAUCCAGACGCGGAUCAUCUCUUCGAGCACGCAGCUGAUGCCUGCGAAAGCGAGUCGGGCACUCGCCGUUCCUUUCGCCGCAAAGACCACCUCGUCCAGCAUCUGCGGCUGGUACAUAACGUCACGUCGCCAGAUAUCGAUGAUUGGAAAAUUGGGCAAUCUGCUAUUUCGUCCCGCUGUGGCAUCUGCGAUCAGGCACUGAAUACCUGGGAGCAACGGGUCGAUCAUCUGGCGGAGCACUUUCGGACUGGGUCGACGAUGGCAGACUGGCGAGGCGAGCACGAGUUUCCCCCGGACUUUGCAGCCCAAGUGGUGAAUGCCUUGCCUCCGUACCUGAUCGGGUCGGAAUCCCACAGCGUCAUUCCUUUUUCCGCUACGAACCGUGAUGCCCAAGAUCACUUUGCACAGAUUUCCUCCAGAGCACGCUGGGACUCAACUGAGAAAGAGGCCAAUUCGAUAGCGACGCCUGUAGCUCCCAUGCCCCCGCCACUGCAGACUAUUGCGCCCGGCGUGGCCCCGGAGCAGCUCAGUUCGUUUACCCAGGUGCUCACGCUGCAUCUGAGUCGGUUUGCGCAGGAACAAAUGAAGAAGGGGGUAAUUCCGAGCGACGAGAUGUUCCAGCAGGAGUCGCGACGUCUGCUGUAUGACUCGGAGGACACGUGGAAUCAGACCAUUGCGGAUAAUCCGGAGUGGAUGUCUGCGUUCAGGGGACUGCAUCGUGACAACACCGGUUCACUGCCCUGAAUCGUCAGGGGACCUGUAGCGCGACAUGCCUUGCUCCACACAAGCGUACCCUUCAAUUGUGUUUCACCAGCUUCAGUAACUUUGAUGUUACCGUUGCGGAUUUUGUAAAAUUCGAUGCGUACAGGAUGCGGCCGAGAGACGACACGGGGGUUGGGAUGUAUGGACGAUUGGGCAUCACGGGCGGCAUCGUUAUAUUUAUUAGAUGCUUGAUGCUGUAUAAGAUUAUAAGUUUAUCCAAUUUCGGCUUUGAGUAGACCGAGGAUCGGUGUUGGAUGGAUUGUUGAACGGAGGGAAGGACUGCAGACACGGUGAAG